AUGCUCAACUCCUCCCCACCUCUCUCGCCGCCCCCCGGCGCGUCGCGCCCUUGUGCGCAGCGGCAGUGGGGUUCCCAACUCCGCCUCACUUCCCCCCCCGUCUCCCCAUUCCCUCUCGGCCCCCCCCUCCCUCCCCCCCUUCUCCGCCACCCCCUCUCUCCCCCCCCUUCCCACGCGCGCCAGCCUGCGCCAGCGGCGGACGCGGCGGUGGUGGCGGCGGGGCUGCCGGAGCUGCCGCGCGUGGGGCUGAAGAACGAGAUCCGCUACGAGUAUGGCGACGCGCGGGACAGCGCGCUGCUUAGGACGACCAUGUACACGGCGGCGGGGGCGAGUCGCAGCGCGGCAGUCAGCGCGCAGUUCAGGGCCGCCGUGUCGCGCGCUGACGUCACCAUCGCGCCGCCCCGCAGCAGCGCGGACAGAGCGCAGUUAGGUGGCGGGGGAAGGGAUGGCGACAUGAUAGACAGGAGCAGAUGGACCUCCCUUUCCCUCCCCUUCCCAUCAGCGGGUACCACACGGAGGGAAGCACGGGGUGAUGACAGCAGCACUGCCCUCCCUCUCCGCACCUCCCUCAUCGUCCCUCCCCUUUCCCCUUCUCCCCUCGCUUCCCUCCACCAGGUACCACACGGAGGUGCGCGUGGGCACGGCGUCCGACCUGCUCUGGCUGCCCUUCAACCAUCCCUUUCCCCCGUUCUCCCCUUCCACACAACCAGGUACCACACGGAGGUGCGCGUGGGCUCCUCCCAGCAGGCGUUCAGUGUGGUGGUGGACACGGCGUCCGACCUGCUCUGGCUGCCGUGCGACUGCGUGCGCUGCACUGACGGGCCCUCCUCCUCCGCCACUGUAAGCCCUGCACGCACGCGCACAUUGCCACCUUUCCCUGCCUCUCCUCCACAUGCUCCACCUGCCACGCCAACCUCUCCCUCUCACCCCCUGUCCCCUUUUCCACCUCUCCCUUUCUCCUACAUCUCUCCGUCCGCCCACCGUGCAGCCAACCCCGUUCAACCCAGCGGAACAGGAGUGCUGGCGACGGACAGCGGGGCACCAGGGGGCGUGCUGGGGCUGGGCGGGGGGGCGCUCUCACCGCUCUCGCAGCUGGCGGGCAGCGGCGUGGUGCCGCGCGCGGGCUUUGCUUUGUGCCUGGAGGGGGAUGAUGCCGCUGCUGCCGGGGGUGGCAGCCACCUGCUGCUGGGGACCACGGACGCCGGGCCUGCUAUCGGUUCCACUCGUGUUUACAAGAGCAGCCUCAGUCCGUUCUUCUACGUCAACAUCACGGACAUGCAUCUCGGCACAGCGGACCUGGUAGUGACGUCCGACAUGUUCCCACCGCUCUCCUCCGCGGGGGCGGGAGGCACAGCGCUCGACUCCUCCUCUGCUGCCUCCGUGCUGCCCCGCCCCGCCUACAUGGCUCUCGCCUCCGCCUUCCUGGUGCAGUACCCGCGCAUGAAGUUUGCAUCGGCUGAGAGCGCACAGGAGGGGCUCGACUGCCUUGACGCCAAGGCUUACCGCCACUCCCUUCUCACUGGAUCUCAACCUCACGCUCUAACAUCACUCACUCUCUCUAACAUCACUCACUCUCUCUCCCUUCACACAUCCCUAUCACCUGCACCCUCUCUCCUUCCCGCCCCUCCCCCCAGGUCAUCCAUGACCCCCACGGAGUUCCUACAGCAGUUCCCGCCCCUCACACUCGUGCUGGCGGGCAGCAAGGGCAGUGCAGACUUCACCAUCGCCCCCACCAACUACCUCAAGAUCGUACGCCCCACUGCUGCUCCCCCCUCCAUCGCCCCACCCUCCCUCCCCCCGAUUUCCCCCCCAAGCUCCCCCUCACCACCACCACCCAGCCCCCCGCCCCCCAGUCCCCUGCCUCCCAGCCCCCCUCCCCCGAGCCCCCCUCCCCCCAACCCCCCUCCGCCCAACAACCCUGAAACGAACCCGCCUCCUCCGCCCGCCACCCCGCCUACUGAGCCGCCGAUAGCGGGGUGCCAGCCGUCCCCCUCGGACUGUGCCUUCUUCUUUGCGGGGCACGAGGGCGAGGUGCCCACCUUCUCCAUCCAGCCGCGGCAGGGCGACGCAGUGCUGUCAACGAGUGAGCUUAAAACGAGUAUAAUGGGCAGCGACAUACAAGUGCUGGCGGGCAACUCGGGCGAGGCGCAGAUCGUGUGUGCCGAGGGGCAGGGGGCGGGCGUGGGGGGUGGGAGCGCAGGGGGGCUGACGGCGACGGCAGCAAUGGCUAUGAACGAUGCUGCUGUGACACAGGACAUUGGCAACCAGCUGUAUAUCACCGGCACAGACGUGCAGCAGCGCACGUUCAACCGAAUAGAGAACCUGUUUACGCUGCGCAACGCGUAUGUGAAGCUCAAGGUGACGGCCGCGGAGAUGGACGUGUUUGGCAUGACCGUCAACAUGAACCCCGGCGAUGGCAACUCCUACUUCCCUGAAGACAAGCGCUGCGUGCUCUUCAAAACCAAACUGCCAGACGGCUGA
Molecule: messenger RNA, 2481 nt
Organism: Closterium sp. Yama58-4
Lineage: Eukaryota; Viridiplantae; Streptophyta; Zygnematophyceae; Desmidiales; Closteriaceae
Source: the annotation of a GenBank genome assembly